Messenger RNA from Gopherus evgoodei (Goodes thornscrub tortoise), 3650 nucleotides. RefSeq names its product tubulin beta 6 class V (gene TUBB6). The transcript has 4 exons. Gene Ontology annotation, cellular component: cytoplasm; microtubule. Gene Ontology annotation, molecular function: structural constituent of cytoskeleton; GTPase activity; GTP binding. Gene Ontology annotation, biological process: microtubule cytoskeleton organization; mitotic cell cycle. Lineage: Eukaryota; Metazoa; Chordata; Testudines; Testudinidae. Bases 145 to 1485 code for a protein of 446 amino acids. The record is from RefSeq and is a predicted model, not a curated record.
GUUGCACAGUGAGCUGAGCUGGGAGGGAAGAUCACAGUCCAAGAGCCAAUAAAACACUCAUUGAGCCAGAGGCGCACUGCACACAGCUGAACUCUGCAAAGAGUCUGUGAGUGAGAGUGAGAGAGAGAUUUGUUAAGUAUCACAAUGAGGGAAAUAGUCCACAUCCAGGCUGGCCAGUGUGGAAACCAAAUUGGAACUAAGUUUUGGGAAGUGAUCAGUGAUGAACAUGGCAUCGACCCAACAGGAGGCUACGCUGGUGACUCAGCACUGCAGCUGGAGAGAAUCAAUGUCUACUAUAAUGAAUCAUCCUCACAGAAAUAUGUACCCAGAGCAGUCUUAGUGGACUUGGAGCCAGGAACCAUGGACAGUGUGAGAUCUGGUCCGUUUGGUCAACUGUUUCGACCUGAUAAUUUCAUCUUUGGACAAACAGGUGCAGGAAAUAACUGGGCCAAAGGACACUAUACAGAAGGAGCAGAGCUGGUAGAUUCAGUGCUUGAUGUUGUAAGAAAAGAAUGUGAACACUGUGAUUGCUUGCAAGGAUUUCAGCUCACUCAUUCCCUUGGAGGAGGAACAGGUUCUGGCAUGGGAACACUACUCAUCAGCAAAAUCCGAGAAGAAUAUCCUGAUAGGAUAAUGAAUACAUUUAGUGUCAUGCCCUCUCCAAAAGUCUCUGACACAGUGGUGGAGCCUUAUAAUGCUACACUCUCAGUCCACCAGCUGGUUGAAAACACAGAUGAAACCUACUGCAUUGAUAAUGAAGCUUUGUAUGAUAUUUGUUUCCGCACCCUGAAGCUCACCACCCCGACGUAUGGAGAUUUAAACCAUUUGGUGUCCGCUACAAUGAGUGGAGUAACUACAUCAUUGCGUUUUCCAGGCCAGCUAAAUGCUGACCUUCGAAAACUGGCAGUAAAUAUGGUGCCAUUCCCACGCCUUCACUUUUUCAUGCCAGGGUUUGCUCCUUUGACAGCCCGAGGCAGUCAGCAAUACCGAGCACUCACUGUUCCAGAGCUCACUCAACAGAUGUUCGAUGCCAAAAACAUGAUGGCAGCCUGUGACCCAAGACAUGGACGAUACUUAACAGUGGCAACAGUAUUCCGAGGUCCCAUGUCCAUGAAAGAGGUUGAUGAGCAGAUGCUGGCCAUCCAAAACAAGAACAGCAGCUACUUUGUGGAAUGGAUCCCAAAUAAUGUCAAAGUGGCAGUUUGUGACAUCCCACCCCGUGGCCUCAAGAUGGCCUCCACCUUCAUUGGCAACAGCACAGCUAUUCAAGAGCUCUUCAAAAGGAUCUCUGAGCAGUUCUCUGCCAUGUUCAGGAGAAAGGCUUUCCUCCAUUGGUUUACAGGAGAAGGGAUGGAUGAGAUGGAAUUUACAGAAGCAGAAAGCAACAUGAAUGACCUGGUUUCGGAGUACCAGCAGUACCAAGAAGCUACGGCAAAUGAUGGAGAGGAAACAUUUGAAGAUGAUGAGGAAGAGAUCAAUGAAUAAAAAAAUUCUGUCUUACACACACUAAUCUACAUCAACAUUCUCAAAUAUGGAUUUUUAAAAUUAGUCUUGUAUAUCCAUAUUUAAUCUCCAUCCUCCUUUCUUCAAAAAACAGAGAGAGAAAAAAAGUAGCUUGAUUCUCAGAGGUGAUGAGUUUCCUUCAGCUUCCAUUGACUUCAGUGGGAACUGAGGAAGAUCAGCACCUCUGAAAAUAAUGCCACUUUUAUAUAGGAGGCUAAUUUUAGGCAUCCAGUUUUAGAAUUUUGGCCUAAAAAUUUAAAUACAGAGAUCACUAGAUUUGUUUAAAUAAACAAAACUUGUCUUCUAUGAAAAGUUGUACAAGAGGUAGAAUGGGGAUGGAAAGUCAUUUGAAAAUAGGGCUGUCCUGUUUUCAUCAACUGUGAACAGUUGCUGCUAACAGCAAAAAUCUUAUGGGUCUUUGAAGUGUUAUUCUGUACUAAAUGUAUAGUACUUACUUGCCAGGAGCAGAAUCUAUCAUAAUAAAUAAAAAUUUCAUCAUAUUCUUCUCUUUUGUAUGGUAAAUGUUGACACUGAUAUUUGACUUCAGACAUUUAAUAGCAAAUCUAAAUACAAAUGACAAGUAUCCUCUUAAGAAGACUGUUUUCAGGAGUCAGUGCUAUAUUGACAUCAAGUGAACUGAGAACCAAAGGUCACUAGCAAUGUAUUCAGGAAUCCUUUACCAAUUUGUCCCAGAAUGAUCACACACAAUGUUUAUAUGAAAUUCAUGCACAGCACUGCAGAACUUGUGUAAGCUUAUCCAUCCUAUGAUUUGAAUAUAGAAAUAUUAAAGAUAGUAAAAGGGAAGCACGUGUACAAACUAACUCAUAUGCCUUACAUUCCAUAAAACUGAUUUAUUUCAAGUACUUGGAAGAGCUCCAGGGAAAGGCCAAAAGAAAAAAAAAAAUCAGAAAACCUAAACUCUAAAAGUUUCAGGAACCUCCUGUUUCUUUCCUUCCCUCUCCCAAAAUGCUGUUUGAGCCAAAGUACUACUCAGUACUUAAAGAACUUUAGAAAUACUCCAGAAAAAUGUAAUUUUGUCCCAACAUCCAUCACUUCUAAUAAGAUUACAAUAUUUAUUAAGUUGAUUUCAGGGAGUCCGACUUUAAAAAAAAUAAUUAGACAAAUAACUGUACUUAUGUUAUAAACUAAAAUUGUCUACUUAGUUUUAUCCAUAUUAAAUCUGUACUAAUUUAACUUUAAUAAAUUUAAAAUGCCCUAUACAACAUAGUGACUCCUUGGACUGAAGAAUUCAAGGCAAGGUACUAAGUGACUUAGUGCUGAGAAAGGUGGUGUGUCAGUGCGACCAGUCUGGCUUUGGGCUGCCUGUUGCCUUAGUUCCAGGGCCAAUCAGCUGCCCCCCACUCUCCACUACAUGUAAGCUGCUGAUCUGGAAGCCUCGCAGCCAUGCCUGAAUCUUUUUCAGGGCAGAGUUUUAUUUUUCAACAUAAAACUUAAGCAAAAUAUCAAAACAAAAAGCAGUUCCUCUACCCAUCAUGGGCAAUACUCCCAGAGGCUUUUCCUCUUGUCCCUCUCAGCCUGAAAGGACAUACCCUUCCCUUCAGUCUCCCACCUGCAGCUGAAUUCUCAACCAGUUAUAGGCAUCACCUGACCUCCUUCCCAGCUGGAUCUGAAAAAUUGAAGAGGACUGGCUAACUCCUAUCCCUUAAAGAUGCACGUGGCCCUGUUACAAGUGUAUACCCAGAUAUCCAUGGACAUUGGAUAGGUGUACUUUAAAAGGUCAAGAAAGUGCCAACUGUAGAGCUGGCUAUACUCUUUGAAAUGAUCAAUUAUGCAAAAGGAAAUUAACAUAUAGCAGGAGAUCACAAACUGAGUAUACUAGGUUGUAUAUUGGGGAAUAUGGUUUUAACACUAUAUUGAGUGUUAACUAAGAAUUACAUAAAAUUCUAAACAUGCUAAUGAGGACUUACCUAAUAUUACACAAACAAAGAGGGGACUCACAGACAAAUAAGUUCACUAACGUUGUGGCUGUGAUGGCUGUUAGGUUAAAGAAAAAGAGUGGACAAACUUCUUGUGCUCCACAGCCAGAGAGAGUAAGUGCAUGCUACUGUACUAACUUGUAUGAUCUACAGCUACUACUCUUUCUCCUAUGUAACUAAGGGUAUGUCUGCACUACGGGAUUAUAUCGA